Messenger RNA from Haliotis rubra (blacklip abalone), 3174 nucleotides. Its product is annotated as cadherin-23-like. Gene Ontology annotation, molecular function: calcium ion binding. Gene Ontology annotation, biological process: homophilic cell-cell adhesion. Gene Ontology annotation, cellular component: membrane. Bases 33 to 2498 code for a protein of 821 amino acids. The record is from RefSeq and is a predicted model, not a curated record. The transcript is spliced from 19 exons. NCBI's taxonomy places the organism in Eukaryota, Metazoa, Mollusca, Gastropoda, Lepetellida, Haliotidae.
CUGGAGAUGCGCGAUGCCAGGAAACCUUCUACAUGAAUCCUGACACUGGUGUAGUCCUCCUUGGCAAGAAUCUGCCUGUGGCCACUACUCCAAGUUUCACUUGUAGCAUCCAAGUAACAGACAAUGGCUUCCCAACUGCAAAUGUGGAUACUACAACACUUGUAGUAAAUGUUGGCUCAAUCCAGUUCCCUCAGUUUACACAGAAUGAGUAUUCUGCCACAGUUGAUGAGAAGAACCCACUUGGUACAUUUGCUGUUGAUGUACAAGCCACAAAGAAUCCCCCAGGUAACAUGGUGUAUGAGGUUGUUGGAGAAUACCCAGCCCCAACGUUCUUCGGCGUCAAUAACCGCACUGGUAGAGUUGCCAUUAUCAAUGAUCUGCGAUCAGAUGGCAACCGCGAAUACAAGCUCCUGGUGGCUGGUUACGAUUCACUGUACCCAGAUCUGAGAAGCACCUCGACAGUCCAUAUCACUGUAAACAGAAAUGGAUUUGGCCCUGAGUUCAGCCCUACCAGCGUUAGCCUGAACUUGCCAGAGACAACCAGCACAGAGUCUUGGUCCAGGCCGAUCAAUGUCACGGAUAGGGAUAGUUCCAUGACAACCUGUGAGAUCAGUGGCACUGCCAAGGCACAAGAAUUCUUUGCUGUCGAUUCUCGCACUUGUUUGCUGACUCUGAAGAAGAACUUGACAACAGACACUGACGGUGCAACAAGAUAUGAUAUCACCAUUAUUGCUAAAGACAAUGGUAAUCCUGCUCGAACUGGUACAACAGUGGUGACUGUAAAUGUUCCCCGUGACACAGCCAUUCCUAUUAUCCGUAACCUGCCUGCAUCAGUGACAGUUGAGGAGUCUGCACAACCUACAGAUCUCGUGUACACCAUCGAUCCAUUUGAUGCAGAUCUAGAUGGGAGUAUACGAUGCCGAAUGAUUGGAGAUUGGCCUUCAUCAACUUUCUUCACCCUUGAUAGUGCUACUGGACAAGUAAGGAUCAACAACUCUCCAAAACUUGAUACUAUGAGCAGGGAUGAAUACAAGGUACGAUUUCAGUGUUAUGAUACAGCUUGGCCAGAUAAUAGGGCAGAGAGUGUGCUUACCGUCAAUGUCCGACGCAACCCUGCAUUCCCAGCAUUUACCAACACCCCAUACUCAAGGAGCAUUCCUGAUACAUUCCCCUUGGGCAGCACCGUAUUUCAACUCUCUGGACAGGACUCAGAUGGGGAUAUUGUAACCUUCAGCAACCAAGGUACCGACACAGACAAGAGCUUUUACUAUGUGAACCCAACAACUGGUGUUGUUGUGUUGCUGAAAGACUUGAGAUCAACUGACCGCACAUCAUUUGAGAUCCCCAUGCGAGUUUCUGAUGGUCGUGGAAAAAGUGGUGAUGCUAUUGUGAGGAUAACAGUGACAAAGAACAGUGGCCCACCUGUGUUCAGCAAUACACCAUAUGAAACUAGAAUCCCAGUCACACAGCCUGUUGGAACUCGUGUACUCUCGCUCUCCGUCAAUGAUCCUGAUCGCGUGGGAACCAUUGUUUGCCAGCUUGAGGGGUACGAACCUGGACAAACCUACCUUGAUCUUAACAAUGUCACACAUGCCAUCACAGUUCGGGCCAACCUGACUCUCAACCCACAACCUGAUGUCAGUUAUGUGCUCCUGGCGAAGUGCUUUGACUCUGGUAACCCAAGUGAAGUGUCUUAUACUACUGCAAAGAUCAAUGUUGAACGCAAUCUCGCCAGCCCACGAUUUUCACCAACUCAGUACACAGCUACCAUCAAUGACUAUGAUCCUAAAGGAACAAGUGUUCUUGCUGUCACUGCCACUGACAGUGAUCCAUUGGCCCCAGAGAAUCAAAUCAUGUUCAGCCUGAGUGACGGAAGCCGUGCUGCCAAUGACUACUUCACAGUUCACCCCUUCACAGGUCUGAUCACAGUCAGUAGGCGUGUGUCUGAAGAUCCUACCACACAGAACAGAUACAUAGUGACAGUCCGGGCGACUGAUGGAGGUAUUCCUAGCAAGUCCGACACGACCACUGUUCGCAUCACAGUCAACAGGAAUCUCUUUGCUCCUCGCUUUGAUCCAAUUAAUUACAACAUCACCAUUUUCGAGACUCAGUCAUUGGGAUUGUCCAUCUUCCAAGUGACUGCUACUGAUGGUGACAGCAAGGCCCCGUACAACACUGUGCAGUAUGAGGUCAACAACCUUCUUUCCAGUACUACUGGACGACUGUACUUCAUGGUGGACCGGAACACUGGCGCAGUCAGCCUCAGGUGCUUUCUGGAAUCGGACACAAGCUACACUGGAGUAUACACGAUUGUUGUUGACGCAGUAGAUGGAGGUGGACUAAGGGCUAAUCCGCCUGCCAGAAUCGAAAUCACCGUGGACAGAAAUACAACGCUGCAGCCACCCAAUGAUACCAAUUCCAUGUCACCCAGAGCUUCCCUCUGUUGUCAGGAGCCUCUGCCACCGUACUGGGGUGGAAGCAAUUUAUGUUCGAGCUGAGGACAAUGGCAGUCCCAAACUGUACGACAUUGCCCUUGUUGAACUCACCAUCAACCGGAACCUGAACCCACCCAUCUUCAACCCCGUCAGUUAUGAAGAGACCAUUCUCGAGCCCAGGCCAAUUGGAGACGUGGUUCUCAGAGUGACAGUUUCAGAUGUUGAUAGCCUGGACAAGGGAUACACCGAAGAGGAUUCGGCAUACCUGUUUCCUGAAAAAUACCGUGCCAAUGUUCAAAGUGUCAAGCCUCCAAAACACAUGCAUGUAGAGUCCCCUGCUUCAAAAGCGUGUCGUAAAAGUCGACUUACGAGAAGCGAAUUGAAUCUAUACAUGACCCGGCUAAUCAUGUGACCUUGUUGAUCAUGUGACCUGGCAGAUCAUGCGAUCUGACUGAUCAGGUGACCUAGACAUGAGUCAUGGUGGUUUUAAUGGAAAUAAGACUCUCGGUAAAUGUACAAAGUAUGAAUCGAUAUAACGCAAAAAAAAUAAGAUAGUUACUUCUGAUAUCUGUACUGUUUUGAACAUAAAACUUCUUGACAAACACUUUAUAUGAUGAAAAGUAGCAUAACUGAAAGUUUUUUAUGUAAACUUGCCUUAAACUUAAACUCAGAACCUUUGUACAUUGGUCAUCAUAAAAACGAAUGGACAUAGUUGAAACCAAAUAAACAUUUGCCGUCA